CGACAGUGAGAGAGCGAGCCGACGGAACAAAGAAAUAAGGAAUACAAGAAUAAAUGAAUAAAACGCCCCAAGAGAGAGAGAGAGAGAGACCCUACGCGGAGUGAGUAGAGAGAGAGCAGGAAAAAUAAGAAGCACGAAACAGCCGUCCAGUGAGAGGCCAGAGCGAGCGAGACAGCUGCAUAUGUACAUAGCAGCGAACGACGGAAACAGCGUGGUAUCAGGCCCGCAGUCGAACCCCGCAGUCGAACGGAAACAGUUGAAACGAUUGGACGCGAAUUUGUGGACCUCGCUAGCGCUAUCUAAGUGUGUUCCGAAUAAUUUACUGUAUUUGCCAGUGCCCAAGUGUUGACGGUUAAAGUGUUCUAUAAAACUAAGAUAAUUAAAAAAUAAAAAUUACGAAAAGUAAUAAAUGUAUUAUUAAAUGCAACAGCAACUAUCGGUUGCAUGCUCGAAAUUUCCUUUGUGUCUCGCUCGUGUGUGACAAAUGCCACAGCAACGUCGGCGGCAGCAGCAGCACUCGGCCUUAUUUAUGUGCCCGGCUAUGUAAACGGUUCGGUUCAGUCUGCAUCGUGUGCGUGUGUGUGUGCGCUCGGUAAACAUAGAGCAAAGCGGAAAAUACAAUAAAGGUGCUCGAAAGCAACGCGCCGAAGAGCGCAAAGUGUGAGUGUGUGUUUGUGGAGUAAAGCAAGAAAAUAAGUAAAAGAAAUGAAACGCUGUGUUAAAGCUGAGCGUUAGCAUACACUGUGGAUUACAUUACCUAUACAUACCCUGCAAUUGGAUACUGUACGUGGCCCGUACCCCCUCCCACAUCACGAUGCCAAUUAACUGGCUGGAUUAGCAGCAUACAAACACAGCCAACCAAAAGAUUGACGCUUGUGCAACACACAAGCGAAUUCGAGCAACGAGUAUUAUGAUUAUGAUGACGCCAGAGUCGAAAGCGGCAACAACAACUGCAACUGCAACUGCAACUGCGACUGCAACUGAAAAUACAACAAUGGCAAACACUCAAAAGCCAGCGGCAGCGUCGCAGCCGUCUGCAGUGGCAGAAGCCAAGAGCAGCGCUGUCAGCAACGGCAGCAAAAAGCUGGCUUUGUCUUUGAAAGCGCCAACCACAACAACAACAACAACGGCAGCAACAAAAACAGCGACUACUGCCACUGCCACAAAUGUGACGUCGACAAGUGCUGAUAAAAUGCAAAUGCAGCAAAGCCAGCAGCAGCAACUUUUUGCUGCCAGCAACAUUAAAGUAAAAAGUGAAAACACAUUAACAGCAGCAACAACAACAGUUGCAACAACAACAAAAACAACUACAGCAACAACAGUUGCAGCAGCAACAGCAAAAACCAUGUUAGAAAAGAGCAUCAAGAAGGAAUCAACGCCACCGGCAACCACUCCUAAUGUGGAAUCAGUCGAAGCACCCGCCUCCUCCUCCGCCUCAUGCUGCUCAUCGUCGGCAUGGUCGACUACAACAGCCACAUCAGAGGAUGCCAGCAGCAAUGGUGGCGUCUCCGCUGAUGAGGAGGCAGCAGAUACUUCCGAUUUGGCAGCACCAGGCACAUCACUGGGAACAGCAACAACGCCAAGGCCAGUGCUGUUAACUGCCGUUAAUCCACAUAUCAUCUGUCACCUGUGCCAGGGCUACCUGAUCAAUGCCACGACAAUUGUCGAGUGUCUGCACUCCUUCUGCCACAGUUGCCUCAUUAAUCACCUGCGCAAGGAGCGCUUCUGUCCACGGUGCGAGAUGGUCAUCAACAGCGCCAAGCCGAACAUCAAAUCGGACACCACACUCCAGGCGAUCGUCUACAAGCUUGUUCCGGGCCUGUACGAGCGGGAGCUGAUGAGGAAGCGGGCCUUUUACAAGGAUCGGCCGCAAGAGGCAGCUCUGGCCACGCCCGAGCAGCGAGGCGAUGAUACGGAACACUUGAUUUUCGGCCCCACGGAUAACAUGUCGCUGUCCCUGGAAUACGCAGAGUUGGGCGAACUGAGCACCGAAUCCGAGGUGGAGUUUCUGCGCCCGCGGUACCUCCAGUGUCCGGCCAUGUGCCGGGUGAGUCACCUGAAGAAGUUCGUUUACGACAAGUUCGACAUCGAUGUGCAGCGCUUCAGCAUCGACAUAAUGUACAAGGUGAAGACGAUCGUCCUGCUGGACUAUUACACCCUCAUGGACAUUGCAUACAUAUACACGUGGAAGCGGGACGCGCCAAUGCGCUUCUACUUCAGGGUGUACGAGUCGCCGCAGCGGCAGGUGAAACCUACGCCACGUCGCGUGCUCCCAGCGCCCCUAAAGGUGGUGAAGCAGGAGCCGGCCCCUGAAGAGGCCAAGGUGGAGCAAACAACGCCUCCAGCCGCUGCAUCGCCACCCGCCAGCAUAAAGCAGGAGCAGCAGGAGGAGAUCCGAGUGCCCAGUGAGCAGCCCCUCAAGCUGAUCAUCAACCGCAAUAUGCUGGAAAAGCGCGAGAAGAGCCACUCGCCGCAGUCCUCCAGGUCGAGCGCCAAGAACAAUCAUCACACGCCCACUCCGUCCACCUCCUCCUCCUCCUCCUGUCCAUCGCCCAGUGGGGAGCUUAACAUCAAGCUGAAGAUCGAUUUGUCCAAGCACAACAGCGUCACCAUCAUAAACAUGUCCGAUCCGGAGCGCAAGGAGAUUGUGAAGCCGCUGAAACCAGAGAAGGAGUCGCGCUCAAAGAAUCGCAGCAAGGACAAGGACGGCAGUCCCAAGUCCUCGAGCAGCAGCAGCAGUAGCAGCAGCAGCAGCUUCGAACGGAAGCGUAAGAGUCCCAGUCCGCUGACAGUGCCACCGCUGACCAUUCGCACAGAGCGCAUUUUAAGUCCCAGCGGUGUCAGCACCCUCAGUCCCCGCUGCGUGGCCAGCACCGUCAGCUACGAGGAUCCCAAGUCUGAGUUCCUCAAGUCGUUUGCCUUGACGCCCAUCAAGGUGAAAGUCGAAUCUCCGGAGAGGCCAUCGAGCAGCAGCCACAGAGCCCCCACUCCCCCGAAGACGACAGUUUCUGGGUCUGGGUCUCACUCGCACAACAGCGGAAGGUCCAAGGGCAGCCUGGAGGACAGGGAGCUGAUGAGGCCACCAGCCGGAAUGGCACCCAAGUCGAUCGCCUCAAAACGCAAGAGCAAGGAGCCCAUCAAGGCCAUCUCCAAGAAGCCAAAGCUCUCACCGCCCCUUCCCCGCGAGGAUUUUAAAAUUCGUCUGCCGGCCACCAACACGCAUUCUCAACCGCCGAAAUCUCCGUCCACGCCACCACCAUUUGUCGGCAGCUUGGAGAAGCUUAUGCCGCCACCGCCAAAGCCACCGCUGCUGCCGUCCCGCAAGCCUCAGCUCGCGCCACAGUUUUCUCUGUCCUCGCCUCUCCACCCGGGCAUGCAGAUGGCGGCCCCAGGCAACCGCACGCCCAUCGCCAAGCGCUACCACCCCAUCCUGCCGAAGGCAGCGCGACCCAAUCCGUUCGCCAACAUUCCCAACGAGGUGAACCGUCUGCUGAAGGACGCUGGCACCGAGAUCAAGUCGAUUGGAGGCAACACAAGCGCCUCCUCCUCCGCCAAGUCGCAUGUGUACGGACCCAAGACUGACACCAAGAUGGGACCACCGCCGCCACCGGCAGGCGCUGCAGCUGCCAACGCUGGACGCCAAACGAGCGGAGGCCACGCAAAAACCGGAGGCAACAAUCAACCGCAGCCCCAUUCGUCCCCCAGCUCCAACGGUGGCCAGAACAAGGCGGCCAACAACUACCUCAAUUUGGCCCUGUUCAAUGCCAGCAAGUCAAAGGGACGGGAGGCGCCACCCGGCUGCCGCACGCCCAUGUACACGCCCAACUCGCCCAUCUACUCGCCCAGCUCGCCGCAGUACGUGCCCAACUACAACAUCCCCACGAUGCCCACAUACAAGUACACGCCCAAGCCGAGCCAGGCCACCGCGAGUGGCUACCUGCAGAGUAUGCUCGGAGGCAGCGGCAGCGGCAGCGGCAGUGGGGGAUCGAUGUCGGGGUCGCUGUUCCCCUCACCGCCCACGAAAUCCGACCAGAACACCAAUCCGGCCCCGGCCGGUGCAGCUACGUCGUCCGGCCAUGCCUUCCAGCGUGGCACCAGUCCCAACAACAACAACGAGGAUGCGCCCGAGAAGCAACAGGUGAAGGUCAAGUCCCUGCUCAACUCGUGCAACAUCAACAUCCCGUCCUCGCUGUCGAUCACCAUCUCCAGGGACAACGGCGACUCCUCGUCGGCCAGCAACGGGUCACAUCCGAAGCACAAGAGUCCCGUCAACAAUUACAUCGAGAUCGUAAAGCUGCCCGACCAGCCGCAGGACCAGGGACAGAAGUCCGCUGCCGGCGGUGCCACGGAUGCCCAAAAACGUCAGUCGCCUCCAGCGCCCACUCCCGUACGCACUCCACCCCCAGUCCAAGCUCCUGCUCCUGCUCAAGCUCCAGCGGCAGCGGCAGCAUCCAUGCGACUGCCCCAGCCACCGCCCUCCAAGGCUAUUCCCUCCCCGCAACAUCUGAUGUCGCGUAUGACGCCGCCACAAUUGCCGCAAACAAACCCGACCUCGGCUUCGCCCGCUGCUCCCAGAGGCAUCACACCGCCCAAGAUUUCGCCACCCACAAGCGCCAAGGGCACGCCAGUGCUGACGCCCUCGCAGGCGGACGCCAAGAAGACGCCCAGUCCGGAGAAGCGCAACGCUGCCCAGAUGGGCAGCCACUCACCCACCGCCAGCGAGAACAAGUCACCAAAGUCCGCAGGACAGUCGACUCCAGGCUCUGCCACUCCCAACGGAGAUCCGGCGGCCAAGAAGUUCCGUCCCAUUCUGCCACGCCAGAACGCCCAAAUCCCAGAUACGGCCGCCAAGCUGCCCAGCCUGGCGCCCGUCUUCAACUUCAGCCAGCCCCAGAGUCAGGUUCAGACCGGCAUCAAGAAGGUGCCGACCAGCAAGAAAUCCCCCAACGGAGGAGCAGCAGUCUUUCUGCCGCCCUUGCCGAAGCUUCCCAACGGCGGCCAUCCAGCGCAGAAGCCGAGUCCUCCGCUGAAGAGCCAACAGAUGGGUGCCAAGAAGGCGACAAAGAAUCCCACACCUCCACCUUCAUCGUCUUCCAGUUUGGGUGGCGGUACCCAAGGCAAUCAUGGCAAGCUGAUGCCCCAUCCCGGUCUGCCGGGGUUGAACGCACCGCUGAGCAUCGCCUCUAGUGCUGCGGCCGCUGCCGGGCAAAUGGAUCUGAACAACUAUAUCAAGGAGAACCUGAUCCGUGCGCAGGUGGCCCAGGCGGCACAAGCCGCCCAGGCCCAAGCGGCCGUCAAUCAGUCGAGUAUGCUGUACAAUUUUGCCCAGAUCGGGCAUAUGUCCCCGGCGAUGUACAACUACCAGCAGGCGUACCUCAUGGAGCAGCUCACGCGGAUGCAGCGGGCUGGCAACGAGGUGUUCAACGACUACCUCCAGAAGCUGAAGAGUGCGACCAAUGGCCAGCAAGGCGAUGGCGAUCACAAGACAAUCAUGCCCAUGCUGCCUACCGUCACGCUGCCCAGCCCAUCCUCUGCUACGUCGGCAGCCAGCCCAAAGACCUCGACCCUGUCCAAUGGAAAAGUGUCGGCAGCAUCCAAAGCGCCAUCCAGCCACACACCAUUGUCGCUGGCCAAGAGUGGCAGUGGGGCUAGUCCGAGACAGCAGACGGCGGCCACCACCGCCGCACCCCAGGCGGCUGCCACCAAGAGCAAGUGAACAGCAGCCACCCGUCCAUAUUCUUUCCCAUUGAGGCGGAAGCUGAAGGGAGUCCGUGUCUGCAUCCGGAGCGAGGUGUGAGAGGGCCAUGAUUAAAGGCGAGGCAACAUCCGAAGCACCAGCAGCAGCACCAGCAGCAACAGUGGCUCCUGGCUAGCUCUAAUUAAUAUUUAAAGACUUUGUUUUUAGUUGAACCCGUAGACGACCCGCCACCCCGUUCGCGAGUCAAAACCAGAACCAAUUCCUCGCCCUAAUUAUUGUUGGAAGCAACCACCACGCCAGUCCAGAAGGGGGUAGCGAGCGUAGCUAAUGCCGUGCGGCCUCCAGUCUAGCGUUACGUAUCCAUACGAUGGGUGUAAACUUCCCCUAGAAUAUAGACCAUAGACCAUAGACCAUAGUCCUAUGUAAAUAUUGAUCAUUUGUUCAUCUAUUAGAUGUAUACAGAAAAAAAGACAGCGAUUCAGAAUCGAUUUAUGCAGAUACGAUAAUCAUAGGAAUAUAAAUUUAAGUGCUGCGGCAAAGUUGAGCUAAUCCUAAGUGUAAAUACCAUCCAUUAAAUACGAUUUUUAUAUCAUCUUUUUUACCCAAAAACUAAGCGCAAAAAUAAAAAUCGAAAUUAUACCAACAA
Drosophila guanche is the source of this 6344-nucleotide messenger RNA. It is a transcript of the gene Psc, whose product is annotated as polycomb group protein Psc. Gene Ontology annotation, biological process: negative regulation of transcription by RNA polymerase II. Gene Ontology annotation, molecular function: promoter-specific chromatin binding; metal ion binding. The transcript has 5 exons. Gene Ontology annotation, cellular component: PRC1 complex. Bases 911 to 5716 code for a protein of 1601 amino acids. Lineage: Eukaryota; Metazoa; Arthropoda; Insecta; Diptera; Drosophilidae. The record is from RefSeq and is a predicted model, not a curated record.